AUGGUGGCUUCCAGGGCAUCCAGCAGCCCAUCGUCAACUAAACCCCCUGUCACCCUCUUCCCAGCCCCCUUCCGCAGCCGUCAUUGGCCCACCCCAACAAGUCGACGACUGUUUCGGUCUCAAUCUCAAUCUCACUCACGUCAGCGUGAGAAGGACCUCGCCAUUUCUAGCGAGCGCGGUCGUCCUGGCGGCCGUGCCGACAACCUGUUUCCAACGGAUCCCCAUCUCGCCCGACCUUCUCCCCUCAACCCCAUACCGGCCGCCGUAGAUGCCCACGGCAACCCUCUAAUACUGAGCCUCGAACCCCCAAGGCCCGCCUAUCCCGGAACCGGCUCAUCUUCUGGACAAGCCGCUGUUGUUGCUGCUGCCGCCUCGAAUAUCCAGCGCCAGCCAGCUCGACCCUUUGACGGUUACCAAGCAACAACCUUGCAUCCUUCGCCAUUUCGACCCCAAAAGGCUGCUGGAGCUGCUAAUCGUCCUCGUCGGUUAUCAGCUGUCCGUCUCUGGAAUCCUACAAAUUCGACGCCUAGGCCUCAUACCAAGCCCGAAUCCUCGCGUAAACGUCGUCCCUCGACCCCUCCACCACCAGCCAUUCCCCUCAAGCACCCGACAUUCGACACCCGAGCACCGACCGAUCCCAUAGGUUCUGGACCUAGUGAUUAUCCUCUCCUUACGCUUUCCGAACAGCAUCAGAUAAGGCAUUCUUUGACGCCUCGUGCAAGCCUUCAAGUUGAUAGGGCCGGCAGCAGUGAUAGGCGCAUAAGCCUACCGAAUUCUGUGCGCGCUUCUUACGACGAGAAAGGGUCUCGCAGGGGUGCAGUGUCAGCCGAAGAACCUCGCCUGAGCAGGGACCUGUUUGCUCAGGAGACCGUGGUGGAAGAUCCAAUUGUCAAGAUUGACAAGGGCAAAGGGAAGGCUGUGAUGAUGCCAGAGACCGACAAUUCUAUGCCGUCUUAUGGCAAGGAUCUGGAGCGUGGUCCUGACAUCAUGGACCCGCGGAUCUCUAACGUCUCGGCUGGCGAUGGAAUAGGAUCCGCUCUGUCGACGACAAAUUCUUCUAUUAUGGGCGAAGAUGUCGAGCCCGAUGCAGCCGGCGAAUGGGGUCCUCAGCACCCUUGCUAUCCUCACCUCAACCCUCAUGUUCCCGUUGACUCACCUGAAUACGUCAACACGCGCAUCAUUCGAAUACGACGCGACUGGUUGAUCAAGGGCGAUUUAGCACCGACGUUUUCCAACCUAUACCCAGAGAUUCUGGACCCUGCUGGUCUAUCCGAGCAAGAAUUCCGUCGAAUUAUCGAGAAGCUUAACGGCGAAUUGAUUCCUGCUUUCGACCCUUACGGCUUGCGGAACAUAAUUGAUACCCUCCUUGGACUCGUCACUGGUUGGAUCUGGGAUGAUAUUGGUCUCACUGGAAUCAAGUCUCGAUUGAACAGUCUCGAAAAGUGGAUUGAACAAUGGAAUCUUGAGAUGGAAAAAACCAUUGGCACUGAAGAUGGUACUAUUCCACCCAAGAUCUUGCCGCUGCGGCAAACGGGCUACAUGACUCUCGAUAUCCAGAUUCCUGAUCCAGAGAUUGCACCAGCUCCCAGUACCACGAACCCCAAUGAUUCCAGAACCGCCCUGCCUUUGGAGCCUCCAUCUGCUGUUGUUUAA
Molecule: messenger RNA, 1653 nt
Organism: Fusarium tjaetaba
Lineage: Eukaryota; Fungi; Ascomycota; Sordariomycetes; Hypocreales; Nectriaceae
Exons: 3
Coding region: 1-1653 (550 amino acids)
Biological process (GO): peptidyl-L-cysteine S-palmitoylation; protein targeting to membrane
Cellular component (GO): endoplasmic reticulum palmitoyltransferase complex; extrinsic component of endoplasmic reticulum membrane
Source: RefSeq, a predicted model, not a curated record